Messenger RNA from Papaver somniferum (opium poppy), 940 nucleotides. Its product is annotated as thylakoid lumenal 15 kDa protein 1, chloroplastic-like. Bases 1 to 717 code for a protein of 238 amino acids. The transcript is spliced from 6 exons. Lineage: Eukaryota; Viridiplantae; Streptophyta; Magnoliopsida; Ranunculales; Papaveraceae. Gene Ontology annotation, cellular component: chloroplast thylakoid. The record is from RefSeq and is a predicted model, not a curated record.
AUGACUAGGACAGAAUUCACUCUCAAACUGAAAAAACUCAACAAAGGAAAAACAAUGGCUAUUCUCAGCAUCUCUACAAUAUUCUGCUCUAAAUCUCAUCCUCACAAGUUAAAUUCAACAAAACAAUAUCUUCCCAAACAACUUAAACCAGCACCAGCGCAAUUACAACCACUACACAGAAGAAUAGAAGCUCAUGUAGACAUAGUAACUGAUUCUCUCGCUAAGGCAAGCCUUGCAGCUUUACUGUCUACUUCUCUCUUCUUCUGCAUUGAUCCGGCUCUCGCCUUCAGGGGCGGAGGUCCCUACGGUAUUGAGGUAACUAGGGGUCAAGAUUUAACCGGGAAGGAUUUCAGCGGGAAGUCAUUGAUCAAACAAGAUUUUAAAACGUCAAUACUGAGACAAGUGAAUUUCAAAGGUGCAAAAUUGCUGGGCGCCAGCUUCUUCGAUGCGGACUUAACAGGAGCUGAUUUAUCGGACGCUGAUCUAAGAGGAGCAGACUUUUCCCUUGCAAAUGUAACAAAGGCGAAUUUGACUAAUGCAAAUCUGGAGGGUGCAUCUGUGACUGGCAACACAUCCUUUAAGGGGACUCUUAUUACUGGGGCUGAUUUCACAGACGUGCAGUUGAGAGAAGACCAGAGGGAACUCCUUUGCAAAACUGCUGAUGGGGUGAAUCCAACAACCGGUAACCCUACAAGAGAGACAUUGCUUUGCAAGUGACAACUGCGAUGCCAUAACCUAUUGGACCAAGAAAGAUUGGAGCAACUGUAAAAUAUAGAGCAUUUUUCCCCACAAGUUGAGCUGUUAAUUGCCCCUACUAUAGUAAAAAUAUACUGUCAUUUCUUAACUUGUCGUAAAUAUUGUAGUAUCCGACUAUGUUUGUAAGCGCAGCAAUGGACCUAUCAGCAUUUACUUAAAUAACAUAUAUGACCUUCGUUUGCAA